Messenger RNA from Plasmodium cynomolgi strain B, 924 nucleotides. RefSeq lists its product as hypothetical. NCBI's taxonomy places the organism in Eukaryota, Apicomplexa, Aconoidasida, Haemosporida, Plasmodiidae. Gene Ontology annotation, biological process: rRNA processing. The transcript has 2 exons. Gene Ontology annotation, molecular function: protein binding. The coding region runs from base 1 to 924 and encodes 307 amino acids. Gene Ontology annotation, cellular component: Pwp2p-containing subcomplex of 90S preribosome; small-subunit processome. The record is from RefSeq and is a predicted model, not a curated record.
AUGCCCAAGGCAAAUUUAAUUAUGCCUGUUUAUAACUCUGAUUUGUAUGUGCUUCAGUACAAGGAGAGGUUGCUAAGCAUGUCUAAGAAGGUCUCCUUCCGCGGGAGGAUCGGCCAUGUGCAGGAGAGCAACGGAAGUGUGUACAUUCUCAUGCAUGACAACUAUGUUCGAAACUACAAUAUGGAAAAGGGGAUUGUAUACAAAAAUCGCAUUCAUCCUGGAAACGCAGGACGUGUCAUCCCCAUGGAAAUAAAAUUCUUUGACACAAAAAAUGAGGAGAAGAACGGGUUAUUACCAUCCCAGCAGAGUAGCGACAACCUUUAUGGCAUAUCCUUCAGGAGGAGCAGGAAGAUAAACAUCUACGAUACAAGAAGUUUUGAUGUCGUGAAGAAUUUCGAAAUGGAUUAUAGAUGUAUUGGUAUGAAUUUCCACAAAAAAACAAACAGCUUAUUUGCCAUUGACAGUAAAGGCAAUCUGUACAACUGGUGUUUGAAUACAAAUAAAUUAAUUAACAGAGUGGUAGAUAAUUAUUCCGUUUUUCCAUCAUGCUUUAGUAUGCAUGGUGAUUAUAUAGUUGCUGGUUCAUUUAGUGGCUUUCUGAAUUUAUUUCAUGUGGAUAAUUUGACGGAGCCAAUCAAGAGUUUUAAAAAUUUGACUCUCCCAGUUUGCAAUGCUAUUUUUAACCCCGCCCACAAUUGCCUUUUAUAUUAUACCAAGUUGGCAAAGAAUGGCAUUAAGCUGAUCGAUUUACAUACAAAUUAUGUGUACUGUAACGUCCCUUGGUUCAAUAGCAAUGUGAGACACAAUGUGCUUGCUGCCGAUUUUUUCAACGGUGGCGAUAAUUUGUGUUUCUCCGUUAAGGCGAAUUCGUUUUACGUGUAUGACCUUUUUGGGGGGGGGUCUGUGGCCUCAGGGGGGGGGUAG